GUUACGUAAACACGUAGAAACGCGGAAACUGUGCGUAAAGCGAAAGCUUCCAAGCUCCUUCACCGCUGCAUCUCUGCGUCAGGGUCAGAUCAGCCAGCCUGCCUCACAGCUUUCAGGUUUUCCAAAAUGGGUGCGCUUUCUAAGGAGUAUGGGUUCGUUGUGCUCACUGGCGUUGCCAGCAUGAUCAUGAUCGGACACCUGGGCAUCAAAGUGGGGAAAGCCCGCAAGAAGUAUAACGUCCCGUACCCACAGAUGUACAGCAAUGAUCCAGAAAAUGGAAACAUCUUUAACUGCAUCCAGCGUGCACACCAGAACACGCUAGAGAUGUACCCGGCCUUCCUCUUCUGCCUGGCUGUUGGUGGUUUGCACAGACCUCGUCUAGUGAGUGGGCUUGGACUUCUGUGGAUUGUUGGCAGAGAGGUGUUUGCUCAUGGAUACUCCUCAGGGGAUCCAGAUAAAAGAAGGAGGGGCAUGUUUGGCACUCUGGCUUUAAUGGGGAUGAUGCUGACCACUUUGAACUUUGGUCGUCAUCUGCUGGGCUGGACAGGACCGCCACGCCUGGGGUUCCGUGGUGCAUCCUGCCACUAAUGAGGAUGAAGAGAGAAGCAUCACAAGCCUUUUUAUUCCAAUCACACUAACUUCAUGUAGAAUAAUGCUGUAUAUCCUGCAGCAUAUAUGCUCAACUCUGACCUGCAUAACAGGUUAAGUUAAUGCUUGAAAGUAACUGGACUGGUUUCUUUGUGAACUCCACUCCUAUUAUAUCACUAUUUUUAUUACAAUGGCUGUAGUUGUAUGGCUUCUAAUGUGUAAUUUUUGCAAUAAAGAUAAACGUCUUUG
Molecule: messenger RNA, 837 nt
Organism: Cyprinodon variegatus (sheepshead minnow)
Lineage: Eukaryota; Metazoa; Chordata; Actinopteri; Cyprinodontiformes; Cyprinodontidae
Gene: mgst3a
Product: microsomal glutathione S-transferase 3
Exons: 6
Coding region: 127-588 (153 amino acids)
Cellular component (GO): membrane; endoplasmic reticulum; nuclear envelope
Molecular function (GO): glutathione peroxidase activity; glutathione transferase activity
Source: RefSeq, a predicted model, not a curated record